Molecule: messenger RNA, 881 nt
Organism: Lepus europaeus (European hare)
Lineage: Eukaryota; Metazoa; Chordata; Mammalia; Lagomorpha; Leporidae
Gene: MIP
Product: major intrinsic protein of lens fiber
Exons: 4
Coding region: 1-792 (263 amino acids)
Biological process (GO): transmembrane transport
Cellular component (GO): plasma membrane; apical plasma membrane
Molecular function (GO): water channel activity
Source: RefSeq, a predicted model, not a curated record
AUGUGGGAACUGCGCUCAGCCUCCUUCUGGAGGGCCAUAUUCGCCGAAUUCUUUGCCACCCUCUUCUAUGUCUUUUUUGGGCUGGGCGCCUCACUGCGCUGGGCCCCCGGACCCCUCCAUGUCUUACAGGUGGCUUUGGCCUUUGGCCUGGCCCUGGCUACGCUGGUGCAAGCUGUGGGCCACAUCAGUGGAGCCCACGUCAACCCAGCAGUCACUUUUGCUUUCCUUGUGGGCUCCCAGAUGUCCCUGCUCCGGGCCAUCUGCUAUAUGGCAGCCCAGCUCCUGGGGGCUGUGGCUGGGGCCGCUGUGCUGUACAGUGUUACCCCAGCUGCCGUCCGAGGAAACCUAGCACUCAAUACGCUGCAUCCUGGGGUGAGCUUGGGCCAGGCUACCACGGUGGAGAUCUUCCUGACGCUCCAGUUCGUGCUCUGCAUCUUUGCCACAUACGACGAGAGGCGGAAUGGCCGCCUGGGCUCUGUGGCCCUGGCCGUUGGCUUCUCCCUCACCCUGGGGCACCUCUUUGGGAUGUAUUAUACCGGCGCAGGCAUGAACCCUGCCCGCUCCUUUGCUCCUGCCAUUCUUACCCGGAACUUCACCAACCACUGGGUGUACUGGGUGGGCCCAAUCAUUGGAGGGGGUCUGGCCAGCCUCCUCUACGACUUUCUCCUCUUCCCCCGGCUCAAGAGUGUUUCUGAGAGACUGUCUAUCCUCAAGGGUGCCAGGCCCAGUGACUCCAAUGGACAACCGGAGGGCACAGGGGAGCCUGUUGAACUGAAGACCCAGGCCCUGUAAAAGUUCCAGCUGCAGAGAGGGAGUAGAGAGCUGCUGGGUUUAUGUGGAGGGGCUGAGCCCACCUCUAGAUGAAGAAAGAGACUGUGGGA